AUGGCGAAAGUCUUGUGCUGCAUGCCAAGUUCCUCUAUGCUGACAGCUCCUCUGGCAUCAGGAUGCCCUCUCGGCUUCCAAUACCGUCUGAGCCCCUUGGCAUUCGGCAAUUCACCACGAAAGGACGCGAGUAUCUGCUCUGUUUCCAUGCUUGCGAAACAAAAAGGGCUGCGAGUGGGAACGGUGGCUGAUAACAGAGCAGCAAAAUUCAACUAUGAGAUCUUGGACAAGAUCGAGUGCGGAAUUAUCCUCGUUGGAACUGAAGUGAAGUCCUGCAGAGCUGGGAAAAUGAACAUAGAGGAGGGGUUUGCCAGGGUGGACAAGAACGGUGCUCUCAAGCUGCACAACUGCCACAUCUCUCGGCACAUGACCACGGGAACAUUUUUCAAUCACGAAGAAAAAAGGGUUAGAGACCUGCUAGCGCACAAGACAGAAAUCCUGAAGAUGGCAAAGGCACAAGACAUCAAGGGAAAUACCCUUAUCCCCCUAAGAGCAUAUUUCAAUGACCGGAGAUUGCUCAAGGUCGAGGUCGGGAUUUGUAGAGGAAAAGCCAAGGUAGACAAGAGGGAAGACAUGAAGAAACGCGAUGUAGGCAGAGAUACCAAGCGGGAACUCAAAGCGGCUGGUUAUUAA
This is a messenger RNA of Guillardia theta CCMP2712, 633 nucleotides long. RefSeq lists its product as hypothetical. Gene Ontology annotation, cellular component: cytosol. The transcript has 9 exons. Bases 1 to 633 code for a protein of 210 amino acids. The record is from RefSeq and is a predicted model, not a curated record. Gene Ontology annotation, biological process: trans-translation-dependent protein tagging. NCBI's taxonomy places the organism in Eukaryota, Cryptophyceae, Pyrenomonadales, Geminigeraceae. Gene Ontology annotation, molecular function: RNA binding.